Silurus meridionalis is the source of this 1525-nucleotide messenger RNA. It is a transcript of the gene spout1, whose product is annotated as SPOUT domain containing methyltransferase 1. Gene Ontology annotation, cellular component: spindle pole centrosome; mitotic spindle; kinetochore. The transcript is spliced from 13 exons. Gene Ontology annotation, molecular function: miRNA binding. The coding region runs from base 201 to 1328 and encodes 375 amino acids. NCBI's taxonomy places the organism in Eukaryota, Metazoa, Chordata, Actinopteri, Siluriformes, Siluridae. Gene Ontology annotation, biological process: maintenance of centrosome location; miRNA processing. The record is from RefSeq and is a predicted model, not a curated record.
UUACUGAGGCUUAUUCGAGCCACUUGGGUUUCUGAUGUUAUUUCCCCACAGCUCGUGUUUGAAAGGAAGUGCGACCUGAAUGAUCGUCCGUCACGGACAUGCCUUCAAUAAAUAUUACAGGCCAGCGGGUUUCCAUCCGGAACCAAAUACAAGUGCUUGUUUUUGUAACGUAACAUUUGAAGAAUACACAGCACUGAAGCAUGGAAGAUUCAACGUCGAAAAAGAAACUCUUAUCUGGAGAGGGUGAAGAAAAAAUCAACUGGAAAAAACGAAAAGCAGAAAAGAAGGAACAAAAGCAGAGAUGGAAGGAGGCAAAGCUGAUUCGGCAGCUGGAGAAACAAAACCAGACAAAAGAGGAAGAGCUCAAGCAGCUGCAAUCUCAGGAUAAGGAUGAGGAGGCUAAAGGUCGUUUGUACACAGUUAGUGUUGCUCUGCCAGGCUCAGUGUUGGAUAAUGCACAGUCGCCCGAACUCCGUACUUACCUGGCGGGACAGAUCGCUCGUGCCUGCACCGUCUUCUGUGUGGAUGAAGUGGUCGUGUUUGAUGAGCAAGGAGACGACACCAAGGGAACUGUCGAGGGCGAGUUUAAAGGAGUUGGAAAGAAAGGUCAAGCAUGUGUUCAGCUGGCCAGGAUCCUGCAGUUUCUGGAGUGUCCACAAUAUUUGCGGAAAGCGUUCUUCCCCAAACACCACGACCUGCAGUUUGCCGGACUGUUGAACCCUCUGGACAGCCCACAUCACAUGCGUAUUGAUGAGGAAGCAGAAUUCCGAGAGGGUGUGGUGGUGGAUCGACCUUGUAAAGCGGGAAAAGGGUCUUUCGUCAACUGUGGGAUGAGGAAGGAAGUUCAGAUCGAUAAGCAGCUUCAGCCCGGUUUAAGGGUGACUGUCCGACUUAAUAAAAACCAAAUCUCAGAGAGCAGGGUGUAUAAAGGAGUGGUCGUGUCUCCUCAUGUUCCCAGAACAGAAGGUGGGCUCUACUGGGGCUACAGUGUCCGUCUUGCAUCCUGCCUUAGUGCUGUAAUGACCGAGUGUCCUUUCAAAGAUGGCUAUGAUCUGACUAUUGGGACAUCUGAAAAGGGCAGCAAUGCUGAUGAUGCCAAUCUUCCUCCGUUCAGGCACAUGUUAGUGGUGUUUGGUGGGCUUCAGGGUCUGGAAGCGAGUGUUGACGCUGACCCAAACCUGGACGUAACUGACCCCAGUGUGCUCUUCGACCUCUACCUCAACACGUGUCCCGGUCAGGGCAGCCGUACCAUCCGAACCGAGGAGGCAAUAUUGAUCUCCUUGUCAUCAUUACGACAAAAAAUCAAAACUGACCAAGCUAAACUGUAAUGGCGGGAAGUGAAAUCGCACAAUGGCAAGAAGACGAGUGUAUUGUUUUUUUUUUUUUUCAUAUUCAGCAAGAGAAUAUUUUGUCCACAAAUGUGUUUCAGAGAAGGACAUUGGAAUGUACUAUCGUACAAUGUAUUAUGUAAAAUAUUGUUUUGUCAUUACACACAAAUAUUGCUAAUACAAUUUCAUAAAAAAGA